This is a messenger RNA of Mesitornis unicolor (brown roatelo), 557 nucleotides long. It is a transcript of the gene RPL19, whose product is annotated as ribosomal protein L19. Gene Ontology annotation, molecular function: RNA binding; structural constituent of ribosome. The record is from RefSeq and is a predicted model, not a curated record. Gene Ontology annotation, biological process: translation. Lineage: Eukaryota; Metazoa; Chordata; Aves; Mesitornithiformes; Mesitornithidae. The annotation marks the transcript as partial. Gene Ontology annotation, cellular component: ribosome; cytosolic large ribosomal subunit. The transcript has 5 exons.
UGGCUGGAUCCCAACGAGACCAAUGAGAUCGCCAACGCCAACUCGCGUCAGCAGAUCAGAAAACUGAUUAAAGAUGGUCUGAUCAUCCGCAAGCCCGUGACCGUUCACUCCCGGGCCCGCUGCAGGAAGAACACCUUGGCCCGUCGGAAGGGCAGGCACAUGGGCAUUGGUAAGAGGAAGGGUACGGCCAACGCUCGUAUGCCCGAGAAGGUCACCUGGAUGAGGAGGAUGCGAAUCCUCCGGCGCCUGCUCCGCAGGUACAGGGAGUCCAAGAAGAUCGACCGCCACAUGUACCACAGCCUGUACCUGAAGGUCAAGGGCAACGUCUUCAAGAACAAGCGGAUCCUGAUGGAGCACAUCCACAAGCUCAAGGCAGACAAAGCUCGCAAGAAGCUCUUGGCUGACCAGGCCGAAGCGCGCAGGUCCAAGACCAAGGAGGCUCGCAAGCGCCGUGAGGAGCGGCUGCAGGCCAAGAAGGAGGAGAUCAUCAAGACCCUUUCCAAGGAAGAAGAGACCAAGAAGUGAGCGCUGCCUGCCUUGUGGACACAGUGACCUCC